AUGGAAGAUAGCCAUAGCGAGUCCAUCUUCGAUUCGUUGAAUUUGAACCCGCAGCUCUUCAUCAAUGAAGUCCUUAACAUCGUCGACGAUCUCGUCGACGUCGCUUUCACUUUCUUCCUCCAGGAGGCUUCUAUGCUGCUAAAAACUGAGGGCACAGAUCGGUCUGCGGAGCUAAGCAAGGGCAUCUCAUAUGUUCGGAAUUUGAUCCAGUCGACCCUGGACCAGCGUAUGCAGAAAUGGGAAGCGUAUUGUCUUCGAGUUUGUUUCGGUGUACCCGAAGGAUUCUCACUGCCGAAAUCUGAGUUUUCUGGGGAUGAUUUACCAGAACUUGAUGCUUUCACCGAUGCAGAGCUAGAUGAACAGUUGAAUUCAUUGCGUGACAGACUUGCAUUGGUCGGCAAAGAAUCUGCUGAGCUUGGCAGAAAAGUUUGCGCAUUGGAGAGGCAGUCUUUUUCAAGCAAACAGUCUUCUGAGUCCAUUGAUGAAGCACUGCAAUCAUACUUGAAACAAGAUGCCACUCAAUUGUUCCAAGACUUGACAAACAUGGCAUCAGAUUUUCGUGCAAGAUUGCUGAAUUUGAAAAGGAAAAGGAUCGAGGAAAUUCAACGCGACCGAGAGGACAGACAGCGUGCAAGGCUUGUUGAUGAUGUGCUCAGGAUGCCUCGUGGAAAUGGUCUGUUUGUUGCAGACCUGGAAAAACUUCAGGACUUUCUGGAUGAGAUAACGACGUCGUAA
Striga hermonthica is the source of this 735-nucleotide messenger RNA. Lineage: Eukaryota; Viridiplantae; Streptophyta; Magnoliopsida; Lamiales; Orobanchaceae. The record is from the annotation of a GenBank genome assembly.